AUGUCUCGUCACUUAUUGCUGUUGACCUGUAUGUUUGCUGGGAGAUGUUAUGCUGGUAACAGUACAUCGGUUUUGUCACGUAUACCGGAUACAAUACAGAGGUUGUGUCCUGGCAUUAACAUUUGUCCUGAGAACCAGACAUAUCCAGCACCAGAAUACACAUUUGUAUCAGGAUAUGUGUCAUGCUGUUCUGAAUGUUCGUGCAGUUCUGAUUGCAACGAAAAUGGAAACUGUUGCUUUCCGCACAAACCAAAAGAUGACGGAAGACUGAAAGUUUCGCACACUUGUUUUUUCCCUGUAACACCUCAACCAACGGAAAAAGAUAAACAACGUUACCAGUCUUACAGUAUGAUAUCGUCGAUUCCAGAAAAGGAUCACGGAGAAAGCACAACCGUACCCAAUACAUCUUGUGGUGAAGAAAAUGUAGCUCCUUGGGGCGGUCUGUAUCCUGUUUAUUCUGCAGAAUACAAACUACUAUACAAGAAUAUGGCAUGUGCAGCAGCAAAUGGUGUGACUGAUGGAAUGCUUUGGGAUGCCGUACUUAACUGUGACGACUACUUUCACGGAAUUAAAUUAGACGUUAGCAACUUUAUUCUGAGACUAGACUCCAACUAUAUUCCCGAAGAAUGUGAAGUUAAUUUCGUAUACCGGGGCAACAUUGAAGACAUUAAAUCUCUGAAAUGCUAUACAGAUGUUAUUACAACAUGUCUCGACUCCCACUUUAAGAUCCCUGAUGAAGCUUAUGCUUCAGAAGAGGGCAUAAUCGAGAUGUGUACAAGCGGACUUGUGUCGCCAUUCAAAGCUGGUAUGAAAAUAUUUGCCAACGUGUUUUGCUAUAUAUGUAACAAUCAUUAUUUUCGGAAAGAGACGGAGUGUCCAGACAAUGCCUAUAAUGCAGGAAGAGGACCUAAAAGCCGUGGUCUCUUCGCGCUCAUUGAUGGCAACUUUAUGUCUAAAGGUUGGAAGGAAACCAUCAGAGAGACAGGAGAAUUUCCAGUAGCGUGCAGCAUCAAUGAUAAGGAAAGUUGUAGACCAGUCCAUUGUCCAUCAGGUCAGCAACGUGCUCGAUCCGGCGAGUGUACAUAUCCGCACAAACUUUGGUAUAACCAAGACUACACAGUAUGCAUCAACCUCACAACGGACACGGCCAUCAAUGUAACAGAUGUUUUUAAGAUACAACCAGGUUCCAAGAACGAGUACUUGCCUCCACUCAUAUCGCCGUGGCCUAAGAACUGGUUUAUUUUUGCAAUAUUUACUCAUUACGACGUAUGGAACAAAGAUUACACAUGUGCAUCUUUCCAAUUCAUACUUAAGAGAAAAUUAUCAGCAUCAGUACAGCCGCAACAUCUCGUGCAAACUGUAAAGAUUUUUGCCGCACGAGACUGGUCUCUGCAAAAUCGAAAUGCAUCACUCGUUUUCAAGUCACACAUUUCACAUUUGUCAUACUCGGCUAUAGACUUUGUAGAACGUGAUGCCGACAGUAAGUUCUUCUUCGGGAAUAAUUCUAAAACAAUUGAUAGAAUAUUAUACCUAAGAGGUCGAUUUGGACUGAACAAACUUCACAUUACAAAACUUUACUUCUGUAACCAGGUCGAACUGAAUCCACGUGAAGUUAUUCUUAGUCCAUACAAGAGUAUGCUGUUUAACAAAAUUACGAAAAGCCACCUAUCGGACGGAGAAUUUGCAUUUGUAUGGAGUAAUGCGUACAAAGAUGUGUGCGUACGAAUAUGUAUUGAAGACUCGGAAAUGUACGAAAUGGUCAACCGCUCUGGUGUAGACUGCUUUCCUGAAAUCUGUUGUGUUCGACUCAUUGCUCUAGUCUUAUAUUUGUUUGUUGUGUAGUUAACGGAUAGUAACAUCAUGUAAGGCAGGUACCACAUUUGCAGAUCGUAAUGUAUUUUCUUGCAUAGACUAAAGUAAAGUUAAUCUACAAUUAAAAUGAUACUUGAGACUUGGAUAUUACCUGGUAUCAUGCGUUUAAAACGGCUUAGAUAAAGUAGCCAGGUGUUCUCUAGUCGUUCCUUGACAUAUCCGCUGUAUAACGCUUACUUGCGUAGCAGAGAAAGAGUAAAUCUUGUAUGACUUAGUGACGUUGUCAGUAAAGUUUUCGACUUGCAGGUGUCCGGGAAGCCCGAUACUACACUUGCCUUAAAGCAGUUAUUUUCAUUUAAUUACCUAUAUAUUAAAUCAAUGAUGUCAACAAAAUAAGAAAAUUGGAUUCAUUCUUGUGACUUUCGUCUAAGUAUGAAUAACAAUGGACAGCUGAAGUGAGGUAUUGCACGGAAGCGGGCAACCAAUAUCAAUCCUUUCUAUUCAUACUGAAUACUAGAAAGAUAUUAAAUUGAAAUCCAAAACCACUCAUACAGAAAACGUAAAAGAUGGUUACGCAAGAAAAUCAUAACUUUCAUAACAUUUUCGCGAAUAAAAUUUUUUCUACAAAAUACAUUUAAUAAAACUUCUCACAGUUGUAUCUAAACUUAUAGAAUAUAAUGUGGUGAA
Messenger RNA from Mercenaria mercenaria, 2499 nucleotides. RefSeq lists its product as uncharacterized. The transcript has 3 exons. NCBI's taxonomy places the organism in Eukaryota, Metazoa, Mollusca, Bivalvia, Venerida, Veneridae. The coding region runs from base 1 to 1842 and encodes 613 amino acids. The record is from RefSeq and is a predicted model, not a curated record.